GUAAAACGACGACUACAUCAAGUUUUCAUAAUAAAUGAACAAACAGUAUUUUCGUAGAUUCCGUCCGAUGUUCUACCUUCUCAGUACCGACUCGAUGUCUACGCUCAUUCUGACGACAAAAUUUUCAUAGAGGAAGAUGCUAUUGUGGGUGUGGCGCCAAAGGGCCCAACGAUAUUAAUUCAAACUGAUAAGCCGGUUUACAAGCCUGGACAAACAGUUCGAAUGAGAAUUGUUGCCCUUGAUUUCGAAAUGAAACCUUACAAAGGAAACGUAACAAUAGAGAUAUCGGAUGGUCAUGGUACUAAAGUUCAACAAUGGAUAGACAAAUCGCCGGUCACAGGAAUUGUUCCUUUGUCGUUUCCCUUGUCCGACGAGCCAGUUGCUGGAGUUUGGAACAUUUCGGUGUACGCACUAUACCCACCAGCAGUGGAGAAUUCUAAAGUUCAAACUUCAUGUUUUCAAGUCAAAGAAUACGUACUACCAAAAUUCGAAGUAACAGUUAUCGUUCCACCUUACAUUGUAACUACAUACAAGACAGCUCCCGUAACGGUUGUAGCAAAAUACACUUAUGGAAAACCGGUAAAAGGCGUGGCUUGUUUAACUGCAAAAUCUGUAUACGUCUCUCGCUAUUCUACAUAUGUACCUCGACCAACACGUACGUCACAAGAAUGCAAAGAGAUCGACGGAAUAACCGACUUCAACGUUUUACUGGGAUCAAACUUUUUAUUAUCACAUUACUACUAUACGGUAUUUCCGUCCUACGUCGAGUUUAAUGUAACAGUAACAGAAAAAGGAACACAGACAGAAAUCAACGCAACGGAGACAGCAGUAGCAUCCGAAUAUGAUUAUGUUGUCACCUUCCUACCGGGAUCACACAGAACGUUUAAACCAGGACUGCCUUUCACCAUAAAGGCUAUCAACGGUACGGCAGAAUUUGAAGUGUUUUGGGGAAGAAAUCAUUUUAGUGAUGACAUCGUCGCUAACGCGAUAGUCGAUUACGCUAAUACAGCGACUCACACAAUUCAAAUAAACGGUUUUUUCGGCAAACCUCAGAUCACCACCAGAUCAGAAGAAGAGUUAUUACUUCCUGGUAGCAAUGAGUUGACAUUCUACACAACUGAAGCGGUCGAAACAAACUUGUUUUUGCUGAUAUCAUCAAAAGGAUCACUCCUGCGUUCCUGGACUGAAUCAGUGAAAGCGGAAAAGUCUGGAAAGUAUUCGGGAGUAUACGAAUUUGGUAUUGCCAUCGAUAUCAGCUGUGCAAUGACUUCUCAGUUUCAUCUCGUUUCCUACUAUAUCGGAGAGAAAAACACCGCAGUUGCUGAUGUUAUUACAUUGAGAGUGCAGCCCUGUUUUCAACACAAGCUCAACGUGGCGUUUAGCUUAAAUGAGACAAAACCUGGAAAAAACAUACAGAUGUCGAUAACAGCAGAUCCUGGUUCGAUGGUCAGUUUAUCAGCAGUAGAUAAAAGCGUAUAUUUGGUGCCUUCCUCGUGUGCAAAUCAAAUGACUGCAGAAAAUGUAUUAGCUGAAAUGUCAAAAUACGACGUUCAUUCUAGCUUUUCUGACGACGGCGGAACGGGUCUGUAUAGUUUAAGCGAACCGGUAAUUGGUGGUUUGAGAGACUGGUGGAGAUCGUGGUGGCCCAACACUGAAUAUCCUCAUUCAUUUCGAUCUGCAGGUAUAGCAGUCAUGAGCAGUUACCACUUUGGAGGUAAAAAGAUUUAUCGCUUUAAACGUCAAGUUGGUUCGGGUGACGGCGCAGAAGAAGAAGAAGGUGGUCUAGCUGGCAUUGGCAGAGUAAGAACUUUCUUUCCCGAAACGUGGCCGUGGGAAGAUCACAUCGCAGAUGCUAACGGAUAUGUGGUGUUGAACUUGACAGUUCCUGAUACUGUCACUACGUGGGUGGCUGACGCAUUCGCUAUCUCAGAAUCUUCAGCUUUUGGAAUAGCGGAGAUGCCUGCAACUGUCUUAGCGUUUCAACCAUUUUUCGUGUCGCUCAGUCUUCCAUAUUCGGUCAUUCGAGGAGAAGAGAUGACUGUGAUCGCUACAGUCUUUAAUUAUUAUCACGAAAAUCUCACGGUGUUGGUGGUAUUAGAGAAACAACUAUCAGAAGUUAGAUUUUCCGACGGAGACGGCAAUAAGAGAAAUACGACUAUCUUAGUUCAUUCAAAAGACAGCGCUACUGUUCGUUUCCAUAUCGUACCGUUACAAUUGGGAUACAUUCCGCUCAAAGUAUCGGCCUAUUCCUCGUUAGAAUCCGAUGCAGUGUUAAGGACUCUUUUAGUGGAACCGGAAGGAGUUGAAAAACGUGAUUCUCAAAGUGCUUUUGUUUCUUCAUCAACUAAUUUAGAAUUUCCUCUGGAAUUACCGAAUUAUGUCGUAAAUGGUUCCGCUAGCGUCGUUUUGUCUGUGACAGGUGAUUUCGUGGGUCCCGCCAUAAGCUGCCUUGGUUCUCUUUUAAGAAUGCCAUAUGGAUGUGGAGAGCAGAACAUGAUCAACUUUGCUCCAGCCGUCUAUAUCAGAAAGUAUCUCGUAGAAACCGAUAGUCUUACGUACGCGACGGACGAAAAGACAAAGAGGAUAAUGAGUACAGGUUAUCAGAGAGAAUUGACGUACCAAAGAAGAGACGGCUCGUACGCUGCUUUCGGAGAUGGCAGUAUGAAAGGAAGCUUGUGUCUGACAGCUCUCGUUAUGCGCGUUUAUGCUCAAGCGUUACCGUACAUGUACAUCGACAUCGAAUCGAUGAGCCGGUCGCUUUGUUGGUUGAUAAAUCAGCAAAGUGAGAACGGAUCUCUAGGAGUGACAGUUGACGUCAUACACGGAGAAUUGUAUUGUGCAUCGGUCGGCUCAAAAGAAACCGUUCAAUUAGAAUUAACGGCAUACAACAUAAUGGCACUUUUAGAAGUUAAACGCAAAUUGAAAAACAAGGAAUUGCAAUGCAAUGAUGGCAACGUUUUUAUCGACGAUGUCGCUAGAAAGAGCAUAUUGUUUCUUCUAAAAAACAUUGACAACGUAGUUAACCCGUAUUCUAAGGCGAUGGUAGCGUACGCGCUGGCCAUGGCAAACGAGGAAGAGUCAGAUGCACUCAUUGACCAGCUAUUCUCACUUGCAGACAGAAAAGGCGGCACGUGCUUUUGGUCUCUCGGACAGCAAUGUAGACGGUCAUAUAGAUGUCGCUACCAACCGUCGAGCAUACAGACGGCUGCUUAUGUAAUUCUGGCAUGUGUGGAGAGAGACAGAAUAGCAGAGACGGUUUGUAUCGUUUCGUGGUUGAGCGAGCAGAUGGACGGAUGCGGCGGAUAUCGAUCGACUCAAGAUACGGUAUUGGCAUUGUUUGCGCUUUCUCAAGCUGCACGAAAUUUCUACUCUGAUGAUCCGAUCAACAUGACACUUCACGUUACAAUGAAGAAUCACAUAAACAAAACGUUUAGCGUAGACUACCACAACAAACUGAUCACUCAAAGAGAGGAGAUCGUCAUAUUCCAUUCCACCCAUGUAAAAAGCACGCAGUACUGGGAGUGGUCACGUAUUGUUUCAGGCCGAUCUGACCUACAACAUUCCUAACGUCGAUCCAAGCGACUCGUUCGAACUAAACGUAUCUGUGAAAGCCAAAGCAUUUAACUUAGACGAGAUCACGUUUGACUUGAAUCGAUUCACACGAAACUCACAAGACGAAAUCAACGAACUACUGAACCCUGACGAUCUCCUCUGGGAAGAAGAUCCGGAUAUAAACGAGAUAGACAAAGAAAUUGAAAAAGAGUUCGAACGGCAUUCGAGAGAAACAGAGGAGGAGAACAACGAGAGGGACACACCAACACGGACCGUUUCAUUUGCAAACGAAACGCAACAACAACAACCGACAGUUUUGAUCACGAAUGUCUGUUUUAUGUGGAAGAGACUAGAGGAAAAACCGGGAAUGGUCAUCGUUGAAGUGGGUCUGCUGUCGGGAUUCCAAGCAGACUCGAUAUUACUUCAACAAUUAUUUCCAAAAACAGAGAUCGGUCUGAUGCGAUAUGAAGUUAAACGUCGUGUCGUCACUUUCUAUUUUGAUGAAUUUCCUCAAGACAAGCCGUUAUGUUUCAGUUUUGAACAAAAACGAAGUCACUGCGUUGUAAACCUUCGACCAGCGUAUGUCAGGGCGUAUUCGUACUACCAACCGGACUUCAGUACAACUGUAAAGUACGAUCCUCCUGACGAAAUUUCCAACAACAGUCUGGAAGAAUGUGAUGCAGAAUCAUUACUGGAGACGUAGUUGAAAUAUUGUCUUCUGGAUCGGGUGGAGGUCAAAAUUUUGGUUAGUAAGAAAUUUGAUGAACAUGAAAUAAAGACAAUGAAACAAUGGCUGUCUUGAAUUUUUUGUGGUUUGUAUGUGUCUUCAGUGUUUAGUGUCUAGGUUUGAAUGUUGCUCAUGAUCAGCAGUUUGUGAAAGCAUGUGUAAUUAAUUAAAUAGCACGAGAGACAACAUUGACCUCAGUCUGUUGCCCUCAAACAAUCAGUUCUUCUGAGACCUGUGCUAUUGAAAAUAUGAA
Messenger RNA from Corticium candelabrum, 4532 nucleotides. RefSeq names its product CD109 antigen-like. The record is from RefSeq and is a predicted model, not a curated record. Bases 223 to 3567 code for a protein of 1114 amino acids. Lineage: Eukaryota; Metazoa; Porifera; Homoscleromorpha; Homosclerophorida; Plakinidae. Gene Ontology annotation, molecular function: endopeptidase inhibitor activity. The transcript is spliced from 31 exons.